This is a messenger RNA of Cyprinodon tularosa, 2297 nucleotides long. Its product is annotated as zinc-binding protein A33-like. The record is from RefSeq and is a predicted model, not a curated record. NCBI's taxonomy places the organism in Eukaryota, Metazoa, Chordata, Actinopteri, Cyprinodontiformes, Cyprinodontidae. Gene Ontology annotation, molecular function: protein binding; zinc ion binding. The transcript is spliced from 6 exons. Bases 113 to 1666 code for a protein of 517 amino acids.
GCAGCUUCAGGCCACACCCUUUCUUGGCAUAAACGGAAGACUAGUUUUGUCUCAACCCCAUAGUUGCCACUGUUUCUGUUGAGGGGGGAAAAAAUUAUGAGCGCGUCGGAGAAUGGCGGAGUCCAGCGCGCUUGAAGAGCUGCAGUCGGAGCUCACCUGCCCGGUGUGUCUGGAGCUGUUCAGAGACCCGGUGAUCCUGGAGUGCGGUCACCACUUCUGCCAGGUGUGCAUCAUCCAGUGCUGGGAAGCGAAGGCGGACGAGCUCUCCAGCUGUCCAAAGUGUAGAAAGACUUGCGCUCGCAAACUGCGGCCCAACUCUCUGCUGUGUAACGUGGUGGACAGUGUGCGCAGAGCGCGCGCCAUGGACGCGGCCGCGGGGACGCCCGGGUGGGAUCCCGUGGGGCCCCUGGAGAUGCCCGAGGAACGAGAACCCGGUUCCAGUAUGGGCAGCGUGGCCUCCUCUAUCGGACACUGGCCUCAUACGGUUCUGGAUAUGUGUGAGGAACAUGAGGAGAAGCUCAAGCUGUACUGUGAGGACGACCAGCUGCCCAUCUGCCUGGUGUGCGGGAUGUCCCGGGACCAUAAAACCCACAAUGUCAUCCCGAUCACUGAGGCCUUUGAAAACUACAGGGAGAAGCUGGUUGUAGCUUUGGGAAGAAUUCAGCUUCAAUCAGAGGAGGCAACGCUUUUCCAGAAUCAAACCAAUGAAAAGAUCCUGCUCAUUAAGGGGCGAGCAGGAGACCUGGAGGAGCUGGUUACUGCUGAGUUUGGCCGUCUGAGGGAGUUCCUGCUUGAGGAAGAGGAGAACAUUAAGAAGAAGCUGCAGAAGGAGAAAGAAGAGAAGCUGAAUCAGCUGGAGGAGGCGCUGACCCACACCACCGAGCAAAUCAGCCAACUGGAAAGCACAGCAGAACAACUUCGCCUUAAACUGAGAGAAGAAGAAAAUCCAGAACAACUCAAGGGAAUCAAAGAUUUCAUCGGAGGAGCUGCGGGUUUGUUUGAGCGCCCCCCAGAGGUCAGUGUGGACCUGAAAGCAGGAGAGUAUCUGGGACCCUUGCAGUACAGGACCUGGAGGAAAAUGAGCACCAUUUUUCGGCCGGCUGUCUCAGCAGUGACUCUUGACCCGAACACAGCCUAUCCCUGCUUGUGGGUGUCUCCAUGUCACACCAGUGUCCAGGUGGGGAAAAUCCAAGCCAACCUUCCCAACAAUCCAGAGCGUUUUACCCGGUACAACAUCGUGCUUGGCUCUGAGGCGUAUUCUUCAGGCAGACAUUACUGGGAGGUGGAGGUAGGCUGCAAGAAAGCAUGGGGUCUGGGCGUAGCAAGAACCUCUGUCAACAGAAAGGAGGAGAUCAGCCUUUGUCCGGAUGAUGGAUUCUGGACCAUGGUGUGCAGGUACAAAAGCGAUGGCACCAGCGAAUACGAAGCGUGCACUGAUGCAGAUGACACCCUGAUAUUUCCCUCCAAACCUCCCAAGAGAGUGGGUGUCUUUCUGGACUAUGGACGUGGCGAGGUGUCUUUUUAUGAUGCUACAGAUAUGAGCCAUCUCUUUACCUUCUACAAUGCAAACUUUAAAGAACCCGUCUUCCCUUACUUUAAUCCCUGGCCUAUCAUCAAUGGACAGAACAGAGAGCCGCUCACCAUCGUAACGCCACACUGGGAGUAGAUGCCGUUUUGCAGAAGAUUCUAGCUACACACUAUUAUGGAAUCAUCAGCUAAUUAUCAUGGAGAUAAAACCAGAGACGAACACCAUAAAUGACACUUUAGGACCUCACAGCCUCAUGCAAAGAUCUAAUUUAAGAUGUUUGCCUACAAAAUGUGCAGCUAAACCUUGAUCUGUUCCAUUCAUGUACUCUUCAGAUUUAUGUUUGUUUGGCUAAUUUAGCAUGGCAUCAGUCCAGACACUUUACAAUUCUCAGUUGGUUUUACGAACUCUCAACACAAAACUUAAAUUAGCAAAUAGUUUGACAAAUUGUAUGCAUCUUACACAAUGUACAUAGUUUCCAUUCAGUACAUGCCUUUAGGUUUAUUUUUACUCUCUGUGUGUUUGCUGCGUCUAUAAACUGUUUUUGUAACAUACCAACAUGCAAGGGAAAGCUGUUCCUGACUGUUAUUACAAUAUCUGGUUUCUGUAAUGUACAGUUUUCCUGUUAUGGUCCCCACAUAGAUCCUCCCUCAUUUAGAAAACAUGCAGGCAUCUCAGAACAAAGUGGAUUAUAAACUUCACCUGCACACGCAAAUCAAUGAAACACACAGCUGACACAAUUUAUCAAUUUAAAUAAACCCCUCAAACAGGA